Messenger RNA from Nematolebias whitei (Rio pearlfish), 5660 nucleotides. RefSeq names its product pleckstrin homology domain interacting protein (gene phip). The record is from RefSeq and is a predicted model, not a curated record. Gene Ontology annotation, biological process: regulation of cell shape; regulation of transcription by RNA polymerase II; cytoskeleton organization. Gene Ontology annotation, molecular function: protein binding. Gene Ontology annotation, cellular component: nucleus. Lineage: Eukaryota; Metazoa; Chordata; Actinopteri; Cyprinodontiformes; Rivulidae.
AUGGAGGCAGCGUCUUCCUGGUGGAUAAACAGUGACAGCUACAGGGCAGCCACCUACAGACUCACGCUGCCAAACAGCACCAAAAUGGCUUCAGACAGUACACACACCGCGCAGUUGACUUCUGAACUGUACUUCCUAAUAGCCCGGUUUCUAGAAGCUGGACCGUGUCAAAAAGCAGCCCAGACCCUGAUAAGGGAAGUGGAGGAGAAGGAGCUGCUGCCCAAGAGGCUGGACUGGACGGGGCAGGAGCACCCAGGGACGUACACAAAUUUGGUGAAGCUCUACAGGCACAUCGCUCCCGGCCACCUGCUGCAGGUAUGCUCCCGAGUUUGUCCGCUGCUGGAGAGGGAGGUUCCCGCCAGCAUGCCUGGACUUACCAGCCUUCUGGGGGCCGGCAGGCAGAAUCUCCUCCGCACCAGCAAGAGUUGCAAACACGUCGUGUGGAAGGGUUCAGCGCUAGCUGCGCUGCACUGCGGACGACCCCCAGAGCCACCUAUUAUUUACGGGAGCCCACCUAAUAUUGUGGAGACGUAUUACAGCCGUCGACUGAACGGCUCCUACCGGCUCCGGCAGCUGGUGCCCACAGCCGUGUACCAGCACAUGAAAAUGCACAAGAGGAUUCUGGGACAUCUGUCGUCUGUGUACUGCGUAACCUUUGACCGGACAGGGCGACGCAUCUUCACGGGCUCAGACGACUGCCUGGUAAAGAUUUGGGGAACAGACGAUGGGCGUCUGCUGGCGACCCUGCGCGGCCACGCUGCCGAGAUUUCGGACAUGGCUGUCAGCUACGAAAACACCAUGAUCGCCACCGGCUCCUGCGACAAGACCAUCAGAGUGUGGUGCUUACAAACUUGCGCCCCCUUGGCAGUCCUGGAGGGACACGCAGCCUCCAUCACCUCACUGCAGUUUUCGCCUCUCUGUAGCAGCUCCAGGCGCUACCUGUCCUCCACCGGAGCUGAUGGCACCAUCUGCUUCUGGCAGUGGGAUGCCCGCACUCUCAAGUUCAGCCAGCGGCCCAGUAAAUUCACCGAGCGCUCCAGACCUGGCGUCCAAAUGAUCUGCUCCUCCUUCAGCGCAGGUGGGAUGUUCCUCGCCACAGGAAGCACUGAUCACAUCAUCAGGGUCUACUACUUUGGGUCAGGUCAACCAGAGAAGAUCUCUGAACUCGAGUCCCACACAGACAAAGUUGACAGCAUCCAAUUUUCACAUUGCAGUGACAGGUUUGUGAGCGGCAGCAGAGAUGGGACAGCUCGGAUCUGGCAGCUGCAGCCUCAGGGCUGGAAGAGCAUUCUGCUGGACAUGCAGACCAAAUUACCUGGGAAGUACAACCCCCCUCCACUGGAAGACAAGGUGACUAAGCUGAAGGUUACCAUGGUUGCGUGGGAUCGCCAUGACAGCUCAGUGAUCACAGCAGCCAAUAAUCUGACGCUGAAGGUGUGGAACUCCAUCACCGGGAACUUGGUUCAUGUCCUGAUGGGUCACGAGGAUGAAGUGUUCGUCCUGGAGCCACAUCCGUUUGAUCCAAGAAUUCUUUUCUCUGCCGGGCAUGAUGGGAAUUGCAUUGUGUGGGACCUGGACGGAGGAGUCAAGAUCCGCUCUUAUUUUAACAUGAUUGAGGGUCAAGGACACGGAGCGUUGUUUGACUGUAAAUGUAGUCCUGAUGGGCAGCACUUCGCAGCCACUGAUUCCCACGGUCACCUGCUCAUCUUUGGCUUUGGUUCCAGCAGCAAGUAUGACAAGAUAGCAGACCAGAUGUUCUUUCACACUGACUACCGGCCACUGAUCCGGGAUGCUAAUAAUUACGUGCUGGAUGAGCAGACUCAGCAGGCGCCACAUCUAAUGCCCCCUCCCUUCCUGGUGGACGUGGACGGGAACCCUCACCCCCCCAGAUACCAGCGUCUGGUUCCUGGCAGGGAGGGCUGCAGGAAUGAGCAACUGAUUCCUCAGAUGGGGGUCACCUCCUCAGGCCUGAACCAGGUGGUGAGUGAGCAGGCGGUGGACGGUCCGAGUCCUCUGGACACCAUGAUUCAGAGGCUGCAGCAGGAACAGGACCAAAGGCUUGGAACGAAUGAUGCCUCUGCUGCUGCAGCUGCUGCAAUAAACACCAGGUCCAGCAGAGGAUCUGUGGGUUCUCCCACCGAGGUGCACUCUCCCCCUAAUGUUGGUCUGCGACGCAGCGGGCAGAUUGAAGGUGUCCGGCAGAUGCACAGUAACGCCCCCCGCAGCCAGAUGGCCACCGAAGGAGACCUGGUGGCCUGGAGCCGCAGGGUGCUCGUUCCUGAGCUGGAGGAGGCCUUUAUCAGGAGACAGGUGAACUGGCGUGAAGCUAAAGGAGAGGAGGAGAUCAACAUAUAUCAGUCAGAAAGAAGGAGGCGUACACUCCACUCACUUCCCAAGGAGAGCAGGGUUCACCCACCGUCGGAGAGCGUGGUCGAUGAGGGGAGGAAGAGUCAAGGAAACCACGGCUACCAAACUCGAGCUGCAGUGGAGGAGACUAGCCGUCAGAGCGCCGAAGCUGCUGAUGACGAUGAUAGUUCCUCAGAGGUUGAAGGAGAGGUGGAGGUGCGGCAAAUCAACGGAUACUCAGAGGAAGAAAAAGACGAGGAGGAAAAGGAGCCCUGGCCAGAUGACCACAGCAGUUCAAGUGAUUACUCCAGCGAUUACUCUGACUGGACAGCAGAUGCAGGGAUCAACCUGGAACCGCCCAAAAAGAGCGUAAAAGUGAAAAAGAAAAGCAGCAGCUCUGAGGAGGAUGGAGAGAAGAAGAGGGAAGGGAAGAAAGAGAAGAAGAAAGACAAGCCUGACAAAGAUGGCUCAUUACCAAAGAAGAUAACGCCAAAGGAGAAGAGGAAGAGGACUGAGUUUCAGGAGCAGGGGCUGACUCUGGAGGAAUGGCUUCCGUCUGCCUGGAUCACAGACACAGUUCCUCGGAGAUGUCCAUACAUACCUCAGAUGGGAGACGAGGUGUACUACUUCCGGCAGGGUCAUGAAGCUUAUGUGGAGAUGGCCAAACAAAAAAAGAUUUUCAGCAUCAAUCCUAAGAAACAGCCCUGGCACAAGAUGGAGCUACGGGAGCAAGAGUUGAUGAAGAUUGUCGGCAUCAAAUAUGAGGUUGGUUUGCCCACACUGUGCUGCCUGAAACUGGCCUUUUUGGACCCAGACACCGGGAAGCUGACAGGCGGCUCCUUCUCUAUGAAGUACCACGACAUGCCUGAUGUUAUCGACUUCUUGGUGUUACGGCAACAGUUUGACAACGCCCGAAAGAGGCAGUGGAGUAUCGGUGACAGGUUUCGGUCAGUGAUUGAUGAUGCCUGGUGGUUUGGGACCAUUGAAAGCCAGGAGCCCUACCAGUCCCAGUAUUCUGACAGCUUGUUCCAGUGCUACAACGUCUGCUGGGAUAAUGGAGACACAGAGAAGAUGAGUCCUUGGGACAUGGAGCUCAUCCCAGAUGAUGCCACGUUUCCCGAUGAGUUGGGCACAAGCGUCCCGCUGACAGAGGAGGAGCAGAAACAGCUGCUGUACGUUCCCCAGGACGGAGAGUGGGGCUGCCGCACACGUGCAGAGGAGUGCGAGCGCAUCAUGAAGGCCAUCGACCAGCUCUGCACGCUCGAUGUGGCGGCACCAUUUGCCUUCCCGGUAGAUUUACAAGCGUACCCGACAUACUGCACUGUGGUGGCCUACGUCACCGACCUCAGCACCAUACGCCAAAGGCUGGUGAAUCACUUCUACAGACGACUGUCCUCUUUGAUGUGGGAGGUGCGGUACAUCGAACACAACGCCCAGACGUUCAACGAGCCAGGAUCGUUCAUCGUCACCACCGCCAAGUUCAACUCGGACCUCAUGCUGGCGUUCAUUAAGGACCAAGGUCUGACGGACCUCAUGCCUCUCUACAGAACUAUGAAGAAGGCCACUUUCUCAGACUCUGAAGACGAGGACGAUGAGGAAGAGGAUGAAGAUAUUAAUACUCCUGGAACAUCAACACAGAACCAUAAGGGCCGUCAACCCAUGAAACGCCAGCUGAGAAAUCGCCCUCAUUCAUACGAUCCUCAUGCGUGGAAGGGACGUUGUAAAGAGCUGCUGGACCUCAUCUUUCAGUGUGAAGACUCUGAGCCCUUCAGAGAACCUGUGGACCUGCAGGAGUACCCGGACUACCUGCAAAUCGUUGACUCUCCGAUGGACUUCGGCACGGUUCUAAAGAAGCUGACUGAAGGGAAAUACCAGUCUCCUAUUGAGCUCUGCAAAGACAUCCGGCUCAUUUUUAGCAAUUCCAAAGCUUACACCCCCAGUAAGAAGUCGCGGAUCUACAGUAUGAGUCUGAGGCUUUCUGCUCUGUUCGAGGAGCACAUCAGCUCCAUCCUGUCGGACUACAAAGCCAUCCACGGCUUGACAGAUAAACUGACCAGACGAGGCACGGACAGACAGACACGACACACUACAGACAGACAGACACGACACACGAUGAAGAGGAGGAGGAGCGAAUCUCCCAUAAGCAGCAACGCAUCUAGCCCAGAGAGAAAAAGACGUGUGUCGUCCCGGGUGGUGGCAAAGAGGGAGCCAUCACCACCUCCUGCUCGACCACCUUCUCUAAGGCAGAGCGUCCCCCUGAAACAACCACCUCAGCUGGUCAACGGUAAAGUGGAAACCCAAACUCCAGGACGAACACGCAGCGCUGCACGCCACACCAGGCACUCCUCUCCCUCCUCAAAUAAUGUUACCAACAACACACCAAACCCAGGAGAAACCUCUCGCUCGUUACGGGCUCAUAGUUCUGUUCGAGCUUCAACGCCACCAGCUCCUGAGAAGGUGACACCCCCCCAGCCAACAGAGAGCAGCUGUGGAAGCACUCGUCGGAAACUCAGGACGCCUGUGCGACACUCGCCUGCGUCUCCUGCCAGCCCUUCACCUCCGAGCACGGUCCAUCUGAACGGCCAUAGUCAUGUGAGCCUUGGCCUGGGAAGAAAGGGGAGGAAGUCCAGAACUGAAUCACCGGUGAGCCCGCCAGAAGCCCCAACUCCAGCUAGCCCUUCCAGACCGCGAGGUCGGCCGCCUGGCAAGAAGAGAGGCAGAAAGAGCAAGCAGGAGCUGGAGGAGAUGAGACGGAGCAGCGCCCGCAGGAGCUCCACUGAAGACGAGCACGGCCACUCCACGAGCGACGAGGGCGGCGCGUCGUCUGCGCAGGACCUUUCAGUGCUCUCAGACUCCGGGACAGUGCCGGUGCCUAGACGACGAGGACGGCCCCGGCUGGUAAAAGCCGAGGAAUCGGCUCCUCCUGCCGAGUCACCCGAGCCCUCGCCACUGAGGAGGAGCAGCAGGAGAGCCAACGAGGAACUCCCGCCCAGUCCUCAAAACGCCUCCCUGAGAUCAAGUCGAAAGGAGUCUCCGAAGACCGAAGCAGGGGAGGCGGCGCUAGUUUCCAUGCGCACGCGCAACCAAGGGCGUCGGUCAGCCUGGUACAUGGAGGAGGACUCUGAGGAGGAGCAGAGGCAGUUGCUGUUUGAGGACUCGUCAAUCACGUUUGGCACCUCCUCAAAGGGUCGCGUCCGCAAACUGACAGAAAAGGCCAAAGCCAACCUUAUAGGCUGGUAGAGAGCAGGCGCGCGAGCGUGAGGGCUCACUGACGCUUCGGAGGAGGUUAAGGCUCUCUGUCGAAGUUUUUCUGU